GCUCGAAGCCACUUGAAGCAGCUUGCCGUAGCCGGCACCGCGCGCGAGCCAAGCGGUUCAUUCGUGUGCAGUGAAUGUUUACGAAGUUCAGACGAGUUUUGUUUGUUUCAGCACCGUUUCGAACUUCGUACUACAGAAAAAGUGCCUGACUAUUGUUCGCCAUGCCUUUGGAAGACGAAGGCAGCUUGUUGGUCACAAUCCUCGACACAAAUCCUUGCGCCAGUUUACUUCAAAAUGAAGAGGGCAUAGUAUCAAGGUUUCUCGAUGCGGCCACAGUGUUUUGCAACUCGCAUUUGAUGCUCAAUCCAUGCAAUCGGUUGGCAGUCAUUGCCUGCCAUUCACAUAAAAGCUCAUUUCUUUACCCCAAAGCACUGCCCUCUACCCAAGAUAUUGUAUCGGUGGACGGGCAGUACGAACUCUUCAGUGAAGUUACAAAUGCCAUCAAGGAAGGGGUUAAGGAACUAGUCUCAUCAGAUAAGGGCGAAUCCCAAGUUUCAGAGACCCUGCUGACGGGAGGGCUCAGCCUUGCACUUUGUUACAUUAAUAGGAUAGAGAAGGAGACGGCAGGUCAGAAAAAAAUAGCAUCUCGUAUCCUGGUGCUAUCUGCAUCAGGCGAAAGUGCUUCUCAGUACCUCAACUUCAUGAAUGUUUUUUUUACUGCACAGAAGAAGAAUGUCAUCAUAGAUGCGUGUGUCCUUGAAAAGGACUCUGGCUUGCUUCAACAGGGCUGUGAUAUCACUGGUGGGAAGUACAUGAAGGUGCCAAACUACACAGGUCUCUUACAGUACUUACUCUGGUUGUUCCUUCCGGACAAGCCAGCCAGGGACUACUUGGUCUUCCCGCCACCAGUUCAUGUGGACUACAGAGCAGCCUGUUUUUGUCACAGGAAUCUCAUUGAGAUUGGCUAUGUAUGCUCAGUCUGCCUUUCUAUUUUUUGUGCAUUCAGUCCCAUCUGCUCUACAUGUCAAACCGCCUUCAAGUUCACUGGGCCUUUACCAUCAUUGCUUAAAGGCAAGAAGAAAAAACAGAAACUCGGGAUAUAGCAUUUCUGUUAAAUGCAGAGAAAUCAUUUCAGGACUGCUGCAAAGCCAUCAGCAUUGUCACUUACAUUUAGUAUCCUGCUUGAGAGAAAUAAACGGUCACUCAAAAGCA
This is a messenger RNA of Rhipicephalus microplus (southern cattle tick), 1152 nucleotides long. It is a transcript of the gene Tfb4, whose product is annotated as transcription factor B4. Lineage: Eukaryota; Metazoa; Arthropoda; Arachnida; Ixodida; Ixodidae. Gene Ontology annotation, biological process: regulation of DNA-templated transcription; nucleotide-excision repair. The record is from RefSeq and is a predicted model, not a curated record. Gene Ontology annotation, cellular component: transcription factor TFIIH core complex; transcription factor TFIIH holo complex.